Messenger RNA from Tinamus guttatus (white-throated tinamou), 5676 nucleotides. NCBI's taxonomy places the organism in Eukaryota, Metazoa, Chordata, Aves, Tinamiformes, Tinamidae. The record is from RefSeq and is a predicted model, not a curated record.
AUCGACAGCAUGCAGGCCCUACUUCACUGUCCCAACGUGCUGGUGUGUGUGGGCCGGGAACCAUUUAAACCUGUAUCCAUGGAGAAUUUGAGGAAACACUCCAUUGAGAAGCUGCCCGGCCUGGCUCCCCGCUCCAAUGGCAACAACAUCAAUGAAAACAAUGAAAUGAACUUUGGACUGAAAGCCAAAAAAAGUGUGAUUCAUCCACGGUCAGCAUCAAGCAAUAGGUCAAUGAGAUUUUCUUUAUCAUCAGAAAAGUCUUAUCCAAAUGGUCUCAUGACAUCACCAGAUAAUGGUGCACCUUUCACAAACAAUUGCUCUCAUCCAAAACCUGGAGACCUGGUCCACUCCUUGGUCAAUGAUGACAUAGAAAAACGGGUUCAUGUGAACAAGGAUGGCAGUCUGUCUGUAGAGAUGAAAGUACGUUUCCGCUUGCUAAAUGAUGAGACCUUGCAAUGGUCCACCCAGAUCAAGAAGUCCAACAUGAUGAGCCAGAUGCCUUGUGAAGAGUCGGGUGUAGAGGAGGACAGUGGAGUAGACCCCAUAAGCAAAAUGAACCCAGAAGUUAGCUCAGAGGCAGAUGAUUCAUUAUAUCCAUGUGACGUUGACUCUUACAUGUCAAAACUUGAGGAAUCGGAAUGUGACGAGGCUCAUUGUCAUAGCUGUGGGAAGAAGCAUCAGGACUAUGACAUCUGGAAAAACCCCAUGCACAGCUCACAAAGGGAAGAGCCCAGCGUACGGAGCACCUGGCACAAACGGUCAUCAUGUUCCAGCACAUCCUCCCGGAGGAGGGUAGUCCACAAGAAAAUCGCUUCUGUGGAUAGUCUCCACACGACAUCCAGUGAAGAAUUCUCUGAGCACAUUGUGCAAGAGUCGUCAUCCUAUUCAGAGACUAUAGAGAACAGGGUGGCAUACCGUUCCAUUAAAAAGUGUACGUGUCGAAGUGAUUUGUCUACAGCUGCUUCCAAUGGAGAAGACCAGCAAGAAUGCACACGGACGAGCACGAGCAAUAGUCAGAGGCCUUCAUCUUUGGGUUUAGCAUCACACUCAAGCUGUGAAAACAACCUGGAUACUCAAGAAGCCCCUGAAGACCAGGAGGACAGCAAAAGCAAUUCACAAAAUGAGGAUGAAAGCUUUGAAGUUUCCUCUGUGAAAUGCAUAAAGGAGGAUGCAGAGGAGGUUGAGAGCAGCAGAGUUGGGAGUGCUGUGUCAAGGUCAUCUCUGCAAUCCAGGCAAAGCAAAAAGAACAUACAUGAGGAAACAAGUAGUGUGGGCAGGAGCAUGUCCUCUUCCAGCCUUCAGAAGGCAAAUGAAGAAGAUAACACCGUGUGCUCCAGUCCUGCUAACAGUGUUCACAGCAGGUCGAGUAACUGCAGCACACCGAAAGCAAAGAGAGAACGGGAUGACCAUUCAGAAGACAACGUGGUGAUCUCCUCCUUCUCCAGUGAGUCCUGCCCUAAGAAAGAAUCUCAAGAAGCAGAAGUGGAACUAGAAGAAAAUGAAAUCAAUGAAGUCAGCUCAGUGUCAGCAAAAACAAAGCCCAGCCAAUCAGUUAAAGGUGAGAGCAGUGAAGGUGAACGAUGCUCUACACAAGGAACUCUCCCUUCGGGAGCAAGUGAUGGGCACAGCAGGAGAAGUGACAGUGAUGAAAUCAUUCCGUGCAAUGCCUCUCACUCUUCCAGGGGAUCCAAGAAGAAAAAACACAACCAUAUUCAUUUGGAUGCACAAUCUGAAAUGUCUGUGUCUUCUCUUGAAUCCACUCACAGUAAAAAGAAUUCCCUACAUGCAGAUGAUUUGAGAUCAUGCAGCAGGGUGUCUAAUUACUCCAAAAGCUCAUGCGAAAUUAAGAAAAAAUCUGUCAUAGAUCUCAAGUCUCAUAAUUCAGGCUCUUUUCACUCAAACAUUUCAUCUACUAGUGAAGCUGAGGCAACUGCUGUUAUUACUGAAGAGCAAAGCUCAAAAAGUACCACUAAUGGCUACAGUGAAUCCUCAAAAGGUUCGAAGAGGAGAAGUCAGAGAGAAGAAAAUAGUAAGACAUCAUCCCUGUGCUCAAGUGUUUCAAGUCUUAAUGGAAAAGCUGGAGAAGGUCAUUCCAAGAUAAAUUCAGAGACUCCUUCUUCAAGACAUGGAAGUCUGAGUGAGAGUUUAUGUUCCAAAGGUGACCACUUAGCUGAUACUGGGAAUAAGAAUGGAAAUUCUGCAAGUGUCAGUUCAAGAGUCUCUUCAAAUUCAGAAGUAAAAGAUCAAUGUUUGUUGACACAGAUAUCCCAGGAAAGUGAUGAGAGAUGUUCACAAUCAAAUAUAUCUCAGUCUUCCAAAUCAAGGCAAAGGAAAACAAGGAAUCUUCAUGUAAAGAUGUCAAACUCCAGCCGAGCAUCAGUUUCAGAGACUAUGUCAGUAUGCAGCAUGCAUUGCCCAGCCCCACCAAAAGGGAAGCCAAGUAGCAAAAAAAUACGAUCAGCCAUGCUGAAGAAUUCCUCUGUGAGCAGCAUGGGUAGUGAGUCAGUGCUGACCACAGGAAAAGGUCAAAAAGAAAUUGUAGAUUCCUCCAAACCAACUUCCCUGGGAUCUAAAUCAACUACAAUGGACAUAAACGACAAGAAGAAUAAAGAGGAAAAUGAUUCUUCCAAAGAAAAAGUGAAGGAAGAAUUAGAAGACAUGGGCACACAGGAGGAAGAGAGUGAUUUAAUGCCAUCUGCUCUGCCAAAUACAUCUCCAGAAGAAGUUGUGCAAGAGUGGCUGAGCAAGAUCCCUUCAGAAACACUGCUUAUGAAAUAUGAAAUGGAAGACAUUGGAGAAGAGGAAUGUGUAGAAGCAACCACUGAGGAACAAACUUCUGAGGUCGUGUCAGAAGCUGACAAGGCCAACCAGGCAGAAUGCAGGCAGUUAGUUCCAUCAAGCCAAAAUAACAUUAGAAGAGACCUGCCAACCUCUGUCCAGACUUCUGUGCAGAUCAUGAAGGCCUUGCUCAGUUCGAAACAGGAAACAAAAUUUGAUCGGUCAAACAGUUUGCCUGAAGUGUCCCCCACAAUGGGGAGAAAACUGAGUGAUUCUGCCAACAGUUUGAUUACUUGUCUUGCCAGUCUCCAACUUCUUGAUGAAGAGUCAGAAGAUACAUCAGAUAAAUCAAAACAUUUGAAUAAGUCAAGGUAUAAGGAGCUGCUAAAUAUUUUUCAAGCCCUAUGGUUUGGAUGCCCUGCUGAAAUAAGUGGUUCAAGUUCAGGCCUACAAGCAAAUGACCAGCCAAAGGCAGGCUCUGGGUUUAAAAUACCAAAAUCCAUAAAUAACGGUUUCACUCCCAUGUCUUCCUCUGGUGUUGAUGUUAGCAGCGGGUCAGGUGGCUCACGAGAAGAGGGUGCAGCUGGUGCCACAGAUUGCACAUUAUUGGAACCAAAAACCAUUGAAUCCAAAUUGGCUGGACAAGAGGAAUCUGUAGAGACUGGCACUGAACUGGCUGAGGCUGAGGAGGAAGGCGAAAAGGAAGAACAGUCAUCCCGACCUUCAACAGCCUGUUCAAAAUUGAAAGCUGAGGAAGAAGUCCAGUCUGUUCAGGAGCCAGAAGAAAAUAAGGAGGAUCAGUGCAGUAACUGUGAAAAUGGUCAGGAGGGAGAGGAAGAAAAAGAAAAUGAGGAAAAUUGCAAAUUAGACGAAAAUGGAGAACAAGUUGCUGAUGCUGUAAAUGAUGAGCUCCCAAAAGAAGAUCUUGAGGAGGCAGAUGAACAGCUAGCUGCUGCCAAUGAUACAAACAUCAGUGAUGCCAAUGGUGAGACAGAAGUGAAAGCUGAUUUGGAAAAGCAACUGGGAGAAGAGUCUCCAAAAGACCUAGAGCCCAGUGUUGAGGCAGACACUGAUGUGGGGACAUCUCUUGUCCAAAAGAACCCAGUGGACCCAGAUCCCACCUGGGUCCUGAGACUGCUCAAAAAAAUUGAGAAGGAGUUUAUGACUCACUAUGUCAGUGCCAUGAAUGAGAUCAAAGUCAGGUGGAACCUACAGGACAACCAGCAGUUGGAUGAAAUGAUCCUAGAGCUGAAGGAGGAAGUGAGCAAAAGGAUACAAAAAAGCAUAGAGAGGGAGCUGAGGAAGAUCAGAAGCAGAGCAGGGAAGAGGACACCAAGACCUCCCUGUGAACCACUCAGGCGUGAGUCAACGCUCCAAACUGAGCAGAGGAGACGGCGAUUGCAGACUAUGCAUGAAAAGUCAUUCUUCAGUGAUAAGAAUGGAACCCAGAGCAGGCUGGCUUGCACAUCAGAAUUAUCAUAUGAUGUAGAUGAAGAAGCAUUUAAUACGGCUUUUGAGGCCAGUAUUAGUGAACAGCCAAGUGAGGAAGAAUAUUGCCCAUGUGAUUCUUGUCUGAGGAAAAAAAGAAUUUCCAAGCCCACAAGAAACCCAUUGGUGGCCACCAAUGCCCCAGUCAUGAAAGCGUUUGAUUUACAACAUAUCCUGAAGAUGAAGAAAGAUGAUAAUGAGGAAAUCUGUGCCUCAGAAACAGCUCAGAACAACAUGACAGUCUCCAGCAAUCCCGUAGAGGAAGCAGCAGAAAAUGGCAGUGCAAACAUGGAGAAUGAUAAAGGUGAACUCCAGCCAGGUGAGAUCGAAGUGGAGGACAAUGAAGAAAAGGAAUCAGAAUUAAAUGAAGUGAGUGACUCAGGGUUGAAUGAAGAUGCAGAAGAACCCAAAAUAAGUGAGAUGGAUGACAAAGUCACUGAUGAAGAGACCAAGGAAGAAGUGGAGGAAGAGGAAGAAGAAGCAAAAGAGGAGGAAGAAGAAGCAAAGGAGGAGGAAGAAGAAGCAAAAGAGGAGGAAGAAGAAGCAAAAGAGGAGGAAGAAGAAGCAGAGGAGGAAGAAGAAGAAACAAAAGAGGAGGAGGUGGAAGAAGAUAAAGAAAAAGAACCCGAAAAGUCUAAAGCUGAAGAUGAAGCUGAAGAAGAAGCUGAGGAACCAGAAAGUAGGGUUGAUGGGGCUGCUGAUGAACAGGAGACAUCUGAACAUGGAGGGCCUGCUGAUGACUCUGGGGCAGAUAACAAUCCUGAAGGAGAUGCAGCUGAAGGAAAUGAAGAAACUGAGCAGGAAACCCAAGAUGGUGCUGAGAGGCUGGAAGAAGCAAACCCAGAGUCAGAAAGUGAGGCAUGUUCAGUCAAGGAGGAAGACGACAAUGAAGGAGGCGACAAAUGUGAGCAGAAUGAUGUGGAAUUGACCAGUAAUGGCCAUGACCAGGCAAAUGAGGAACACAAAGAUGAAGACAACAGCAAAUCUUCUCUGAGAGCUUCCAAUGUCAGAAGAAACAGUAAUGUCAAAAAAGCAGAGACUUUGACCAAAGCAGCCGCCUAUUCUUGUUAUUCUUCUAUGGGUAAUUUCUCACAGCAAUCCCAAAAAGGGUCUGAUGAUGAAGAAGAAGAAGAAGAGGAAGAGGAAGACAAAGACAACAAUAACCCCACAAGUGACGUCCCCAAUGGAGAGAUUCAGAGUGAUGAGAGCAGCAAGCCUUCAAAGAUGUAUCCUGACAGUGAGGAGGAAGAAGAGGACAAAGCAUCUUCCUGCACUGAUCCUGUGGGAGAGGAGGACCAGCAGGAUGCUGAAGGUGCAGAUCCAAAGAAGGAUGGCAAUACUGAUGAGGUUGUGGCUUCUAAAAAGAAAGAAGACUCUGAUGAGAUAGACCAGGAUGACCUGGACUUCUAG